AUGAAAAAUCAAACAGAAAGUCAAUUAGAAAAUAAUAUAGAAGAAAUUGCCUUUACUAAUAUUAUAGAAUAUAUUUUUAAUAAAAUUACUAACCUUGAGGAUGAUUUUGUUUUACCAGCUUUUCAAGUUGAAUUAAUUAAUAAUUUGAUUAAGAUAAUUCAAGAUGGAGAACUUGAUCUAGAAUCAGCCAAUAAUUUGGUUGAAAGGGAUGAUACAUUUGAUCCAAAAAUGUACCAG
Racocetra persica is the source of this 237-nucleotide messenger RNA. The record is from the annotation of a GenBank genome assembly. NCBI's taxonomy places the organism in Eukaryota, Fungi, Glomeromycota, Glomeromycetes, Diversisporales, Gigasporaceae.